Molecule: messenger RNA, 6548 nt
Organism: Micropterus salmoides (largemouth bass)
Lineage: Eukaryota; Metazoa; Chordata; Actinopteri; Centrarchiformes; Centrarchidae
Gene: grm7
Product: metabotropic glutamate receptor 7
Exons: 11
Coding region: 1108-3795 (895 amino acids)
Biological process (GO): regulation of synaptic transmission, glutamatergic; G protein-coupled glutamate receptor signaling pathway
Cellular component (GO): membrane
Molecular function (GO): group III metabotropic glutamate receptor activity
Source: RefSeq, a predicted model, not a curated record
GUGGGUCUCCGGGUUCAUCUAUGGAAACAUGAAACAACGCAUCUUGUCCUUCUGAAUGCAGUCAUUCAUAAUAAUAAUAAUAAUAAUAAUAAAACAGAGUUUUGCACAUGUGUUUUCAGUGUCCCUGCGCAUAUUGUCUCAGCAGUGGAAACCUCAGACUGAUAAUUACACGAACGCGCGUGGGUGGAGUGUGCGCGUGUGACUGCGUGUGUGUAGGAGCGAGGGUUGGUGGAGAGGGAGAGAGGGAGCAGUGCUCUGUGAGGAGACAGCAGAUCUCGCACUUGUCCUCGCGAUUCGGACAGUUUCGGCGCAGGAAAUACUGGACACCACGAACCUGCACUUUUCUGGCUCUUGCACGCGCAGCUCGUGGUUCCAGGUGGUCGUGGACCCGGUCCGGGGAGGCAUGAGGAGCCUGCCACAGAAGGCUCGGCUUCUCAGCAGAGUUAUUCCGCGCACUCUCCGGCGCUUGCGGUGCCGUUUUGACGCCUUCUCCUCUCCGUCCUCACACCUUGUUUCCAGGCUCGAGGGAAGUAUUGAACCCCGCCUGACGCGUCUCCUCAGGUGUGACCACAUUUAUUAUUAUUUAUUUAUUUAAGUAUGACAUCAGCGCCGAGCGUAGGCUGGGUUCUUCACCUCUCCAAAGGCGGAAUACCGGGAUAGCCUGCAGGAGUUAACGGAGUGCUUCUUUUUUCCUUCCUCGCAGCCCUUCAUGAACAACGACCGGUGGUGUUCUUCUUUCUUCUUCCUUCCCUUCCCUCUGAAAUCUCUGAAUGGGUGCUCAAGCAACAAGCGGCCGCGGCUGUGUGCAGCGGCAGCAGCUCUGCGCACACUUCAGAGGGAUAACGCUGUGGUGAAUCCGUCGCUGAGGUUGGUUUGUAUGUUGGUGUGUACCUGCGGGAUUACUGUAGUCUAAUAACCUUUUUAUUUUUGAGUAAACGGGUGAUUUUCUCUUCUGGAUCGAGGACAAGAAUGAACUCGGGUGUUGGAUUCGUAAAACUAUCCUAAAAAGUGCCUUGCGCCUCGCGGUGCUUCUACAUUUUUCCAGUCGGAGUCUGUGGCGGAGCCGCUGUGAUUUAACUCUUCGUGGGCAGGAACCCGGAUCACACCAUGGGCAGACACUCUAACAACCUCCCCCCGAUAAAACCGGGUUUUACAUUCCGGGUGUUGUGGAUGGUUCAAGCUUUCCUGGACCUGGCCGGCUCCCAAGAGAUUUACGCGCCGCACUCGAUCCGGGUGGAAGGCGACGUGACGCUGGGGGGGCUCUUCCCCGUCCACGCCAGGGGGGUCCCGGGGAUGCCGUGCGGGGACAUCAAAAAGGAAAACGGCAUCCACCGGCUGGAGGCGAUGAUGUACGCCCUAGACCAGAUUAACGGCGACGACGAGCUGUUGCCCAACGUCACCCUGGGCGCCCGGAUCCUGGACACCUGCUCCCGGGACACGUACGCGCUGGAGCAGUCGCUGACGUUCGUCCAAGCGCUCAUCCAGAAGGACACGUCGGACGUGAGGUGCACCAAUGGGGAGCCGCCGGUGUUUGUCAAGCCCGAGAAAGUUGUCGGGGUCAUAGGAGCGUCGGCCAGCUCGGUGUCCAUCAUGGUGGCCAACAUACUGCGCCUCUUUCAGAUCCCUCAGAUCAGCUACGCUUCCACCGCCCCGGAGCUAAGCGAUGAUCGGAGGUACGACUUCUUCUCUCGGGUGGUCCCUCCGGACAGUUUCCAGGCCCAGGCGAUGGUGGAUAUUGUCAAGGCCAUGGGCUGGAACUACGUCUCCACUGUGGCCUCAGAGGGCAGCUAUGGGGAGAAGGGGGUGGACGCCUUCAUGCAGCUCUCCAGGGAAGCAGGAGGAAUCUGCAUCGCUCAGUCGCUGAAGAUCCCUCAUGAACACAAAUCCUCCGACUUUGACAAAAUCAUCCGUCUGCUGCUGGACACUCGGUACGCCAGGGCAGUCGUCCUGUUCGCCUCUGAUGAGGAUAUCAGGGGGAUCCUGAAUGCCAGUAAGCGAGCGGACCAGGUCGGUCACUUCUUGUGGAUCGGCUCGGACAGCUGGGGGGCCAAGAACAGCCCCAUCCACCAGCUGGAGGACGCCGCAGUGGGAGCCGUCACCAUCCUGCCAAAGAGAGCCACCAUCAGCGGGUUCGACGCGUACUUCACGUCACGGACUCUGGAGAACAACAGGAGGAAUGUGUGGUUUGCCGAGUACUGGGAGGAGAACUUUAACUGCAAGCUGAUGAGCUCCUCCAAGAAAGACGAGAGCAGCAGAAAGUGUACAGGUCAGGAGCGUAUCGGGAUUGAUUCCAAGUAUGAGCAGGAGGGUAAGGUCCAGUUUGUGAUCGAUGCGGUGUACGCCAUGGCCCACGCCCUCCACAACAUGCAGAGGGACCUGUGCCCCGAGAGCUCCGGCAUCUGCCCGGAGAUGGACCUGGCGGGAGGGAAGAAACUGCUCAAGUACAUCCGCAGCGUCAGCUUCAACGGAAGUGCUGGUACCUCAGUGACAUUCAACCGUAAUGGCGACGCCCCUGGGCGCUACGAUCUGUUUCAGUACCAGUGGAACAACGCCACCGGGCCGGGCUACCGUGUGAUCGGACAGUGGACGGAGACGCUGCUGCUCAAUAUGGAGGACAUGCAGUGGCCUCGAGGGGAGCAGGACAUUCCCACCUCGGUGUGCAGCCUUCCCUGUAAAACCGGUGAGAGGAAAAAGGUGGUGAAAGGCAUGCCCUGCUGCUGGCACUGCGAGCCCUGCGACGGCUACCAGUACCAGUACGAUGAGUUCACCUGCAAGCUCUGCUCCUACAACAUGAGGCCCAAUGCCAACCGCACUUCGUGCCAGCCUAUUCCCAUCAUAAAACUGGAAUGGCACUCACCCUGGGCGGUGAUUCCAGUUUUCCUGGCAAUGCUCGGGAUCAUCGCUACAAUCUUUGUCAUGGCUACGUUCAUUCGGUACAACGAUACACCGAUUGUCCGAGCGUCCGGCAGGGAGCUGAGUUAUGUUCUCCUGACUGGGAUAUUUUUAUGUUAUAUAAUCACAUUCCUCAUGAUCGCCAAGCCGGAUGUUGGCGUGUGCUCGUUCAGAAGGAUUUUCCUGGGUUUGGGUAUGUGCAUCAGCUACGCGGCCCUCCUCACCAAAACCAACCGCAUCUACCGAAUCUUUGAGCAGGGCAAGAAGUCCGUGACGGCACCCAGGCUGAUCAGCCCCACCUCACAGCUGGCUAUCACCUCCAGCCUCAUCUCAGUCCAGCUGUUGGGGGUGUUUAUUUGGUUCGUGGUGGAUCCACCCAACACCAUCAUAGACUAUGACGAGCAGAAGACCUUUAACCCGGAUCUAGCACGAGGGGUGUUGAAAUGUGACAUCACGGAUCUUCAGAUUAUCUGUUCCUUGGGUUACAGUAUCUUACUGAUGGUGACGUGUACUGUUUACGCUAUAAAGACCCGCGGGGUCCCGGAGAAUUUUAAUGAGGCCAAGCCCAUCGGGUUCACCAUGUACACCACCUGCAUUGUAUGGCUGGCUUUUAUACCCAUUUUCUUUGGCACGGCGCAGUCUGCGGAAAAGCUUUACAUCCAGACGACCACACUGACCAUCUCCAUGAACCUGAGUGCGUCCGUGGCCCUCGGGAUGCUCUACAUGCCCAAAGUCUACGUCAUCAUCUUCCACCCGGAGCUCAACGUGCAGAAGAGGAAACGUUCCUUCAAAGCCGUCGUCACGGCCGCCACCAUGUCGUCCCGACUCUCCCACAAGGCCAGCGAGAGGCCCAACGGAGAGGCCAAGACGGAGCUGUGCGAGAACGUCGACGCCAACAGCUAAUUUCAUAAUUUAUCCGAGGUCCGGCAGAAAAGAAGAAAUAUGUGAGCUACAACGACCUUGUGAUCUAACGGCAUUCCUCCAUCCGAACGAGAGGCUGAACAGGAGAAAGAGAGCGAUAGCUGGAGAUGUCUGGUCUCCUGCCCCGCUGGCUAAAAACAAGAAGAGAGAAAAACCCAGAAGGAAGGGGUAUUUUUUUUUGUUUUUGUUGUUGUUGUUAAAUUAUUUUAUUUUUUAUUCAGUCUCAUGUGCUUCAUUGCCCACUACAGACUUUCAGAUGCUAAAGCAAAGCCUUGUGGGACUUUUCUUUGGGCACACUCGGUCAAAGAGAAGCAAGGAACUGUUUAAAAAAUAAAGACGUGGGGAUUUGGGGAAAAUUGUUCAGAAAAUUAAAAUAAUCUUUUUGUUCGUGAGGUGGUGGUGAUGGUGGUGCUGAGAACAAAUAGAUGCAUCAGUGGAAGUCUUUCAGCCUCUGGCUUGCGAAGAGUCGGCCGAGCUCUCCGGGCUCCCGUGUCGCGUCUCUCUCUGCUGUUGAUGUCAAACAAAGCAGCCGUCUCGGCCUGACGUGACCUUUGUACGGAGCCCGCCUCCUCUUGUCUUUUAAUGUCCUUCCAAACUGCAAGUUUCCAACCUUCCCGUCCACCCGCGUGUCGUCCGUUCGUUAUGGCUUACAUGUCGGCCUCCUUUGGGUUGUUGAUUUUUAUUUCCCUUUUUCUUUUUUUAAGACAAUGGUUAUGAUGUUGAUGAUGAAUCUGUUUUUGGUCUUGCUUCUUGGAUGCUCAUUGUUUUUUUUAUUUUUAUUAAAGCCAUAUUCUUCGCUUUGAGGAUUUUGAGGGCUUUGCUCACGCGGCCACCUGGAAUCUGAUUUUUGCAUUUUUCUCUUAAAUGUAAUUCCGCCCAAAAAUCUGGACAUCUUAAAAAAGUCCUGCAACCAUAUUUUCUCAGCCAGCUUCUCACUUUUAUAAUGACAGCGUCAUUAUUUAGUACAGGGGGUGAAUCUCAAACCUGGCACCAUUAAAGUACUAAAUGCUGUUAGCCGCUCCUGUUAGCAGUGGACCCACAGAAGCUUCCACUGGAGACUCUGAUACUGAAGAAAACUUAAAGAUUCUCAGGCAGGAUGUGCAGCCAGAAGGAGCAGCUUCUUUCUGUGAUUUCUAAGCAGAUUUCUGGAUCUUUAUUAAUGAUGGACUUUGAUAUAAUUACAGGUGUAAGUCACUGAAUCUAAAAAUGUGUGUUGUGUCUGUUCAGAGUUGACGGAGUUAGGACUCCAAGCAGGAGUGCAAUUUGUUUUAAAGUUACAGGAAACUUUAAAAUGUGAAUUUGUGGCUAAUAGGUAUUAAUAACAUAUUGUCUCAGCAUCAUCUCUGUAUCGUCUUUGGGUUUCCAGCUCUGUUUCAUCAUUAGCCAAAAAGGUUCAGGAGUGUUGCAGGUGAAUCAUGAACAUUUAGUGAAACUCCCGCAGAGCUGAUUCCAGGUGACAAUGGAAAGAGUAUUUUUGUGCUGCGCCUGAAUCAAUGUUUCCUGUAACUUAAAGUAUCUUACAUAUCGUCCAUCAGCUGUCACCGCUGCAGCGCCACCUGCUGCCCGUGUUGGUGAGCCGUCCAAUCAGCAGCCACUACUAACUUCCUGCACGCACCCGCCCCCUUUCAGUAUCUUUGCCUCACCUGUCUCCCUCCUCGGCGGGAGGCGGCUCACAGUUUGAAGACCUCUGUUCUAGAAACACACUGAAGAAUUGAAGCCAAGUUUUCCGGGGCUGCCAGGUUGCCUCUGAACGUGUCGUGUUCUCUUCGUCGCUUGACUGGGAAAGAGAUCUGAAGUCACCCGUUCCUCAGAAACUUGUUAUAAAUCUGAGCUGUGAACUUUUCAAAAAAAACCAUCAGAGAUUUUGCCUUCUGUUCAUCGGGUUUCUGACGCAUGCGAUUCCAAAAAUCUUCACUUCAGUCCCCCGACGUGGUAAAAAUCAGAUUCCUCGGCUGGGCGUGAACACAAAGCCCCCCUCAAAAAAAACGUUUUAAAAAAACAGGCGUGUUUCUAAAGGCCUUUUUGUUUGAACUGUUUGUGGUCCCAUGAUGAAAGCCUUCCCAUCCCAACAUGUGUGUUCCUUCUCCACACGCAGCAAACACGAUGACUUCUCCAGUAUUUUGUAGGUGUACGAUGAUGAUGAUGAUGAUGAUGACGACCCUUAACUGUGUUGUAGCCCACUUAAAAAGAACCUCCUUGGAUCCAGACUUCACUGGAUUUGUGCUGAAUAUCUGGUGAUUUCAUGGACUACUGAUACAACUAAAAGGUGUUGAUGUCGAGGUUGUCAAUGCAUGCCUGAUAUGUUCGAUGUUGAAACAGAAUCAGAAAAAAAAAAGUUUAAAAUAAUGAAAUUUUCUCAACACAGUUGAUUCCACCUGUCUGCUCUGAAGUGUACUGUUUUUGAUUUUGAGUUUCUUUACCAUUGACCUCCACUGAUUCUUUCUCACACAGCAGAAUAUGGCUUUGAUUGUUUUUCUUAUUUUCCUGGAAACUACGGAAAAAGAUUAAUAUAUAUUUAAAAAAAACAAAAAUACUUGUAAGAAGAAGAGAAAAAAAAAAAGGAAGCAUGUAUGUUUUCUACUGUUUGUACUAGGUAUAUUCAUGUUGCCCUUGCUGCUUAUGUGCCAAUUGUUGUGGGAGAGAUUUACAUUUGGCCACUCAUGCAACUAUUCUGUGGUGUUGUCCAAGAAUGUAUCAACAUGAAAUAAAAAAACAUUUGGUUAUUUUUUUAUAUA